AUGCUCGUCUGCCAAGCCCUGCUGCGCCUCGCGGCGCACAUGGCGGGUUGCAGGGAGCCUGACGUGGCGGAGGACACCCGCAGGGAGAUAGCGGAUCUCUUCUUCGACGCUCCCGGCGGCCAGCAUCCGCUGUCGAUCCACGCGCUCCUGCGCGCCGGCGCCGGAGCCUCCGGAGAAGCCCUCCCGCCCGGCCGCUGGCUGCGCCCGGGCGAGGUCUGCGCGGCCGCGCGCUCCUGCCUCAACAGGUCGCGCCCCCUCGGCCUGCGGUGCUACGUCGCGCCUCCGCUGGGCGGCGCCCCGUGCAUCGCCCGGUCGCAGAUCGUCACGGCGGCGACGUCGGCGUGCGUGGACCCGCGCGAGGACGAGGGCGGCCGUGGUGCGGAGCAGGUCGAGGACGAGGGCGCGGAGGCCGGGGACGCGGGACGGUCGGCGAGCGAGUUCGAGCUCGUCGACGCUGACAUGGCAGGGGGGGGGGUGAUGCGGGGACAGGCGGGGGACGGCGGGGCCGGCGGCGAGGCGCGCGCGGUGCCCUGGCAGCCGCUGCUGCUGCUCGUGCCGAUGAUGCUCGGUGCGCGGGGGGUCUCGGAGGCCUACCUGAGUCAGGUGGAGUCCCUGCUGCACCUCCGUCAGUCCGUCGGGAUCGUGGGGGGACUCCCGCAGCGGUCGCUGUACCUCUUCGGCGCGCGCGGCGGCGCGCUGCUGUGCCUGGACCCGCACACCCCCCAGGCUGCGGUGCGUGCGUCCGACUCCAUGGCGUCAUACCGGCCCAUGCGCGUGGGAGCCGUGGCGCCCGCGCAGCUGGACGCCUCGAUGGCCGCGGGGUUCCUGCUCGCGGACGAGGCCGAUCUCGAAGAGCUCUGCGCCGGGAUCGAGAAGCUGGAGGCGCGGUCCGGGGGAUACCCGAUCAUAUCUGUGGCGGAGCACGGGUACGACGAGGCCGGGUGGCAGGCACGUGCAGCGAGGCGCUCGGAAGGCGAGGGCCGCGACCGUCAGCGGCGGCCGAGGGAUGGCGAGGACGGGGGCUGGGAGCUGCUCUGA
Pedinophyceae sp. YPF-701 is the source of this 1038-nucleotide messenger RNA. The record is from the annotation of a GenBank genome assembly. Lineage: Eukaryota; Viridiplantae; Chlorophyta; Pedinophyceae.